Molecule: messenger RNA, 6846 nt
Organism: Trichomycterus rosablanca
Lineage: Eukaryota; Metazoa; Chordata; Actinopteri; Siluriformes; Trichomycteridae
Gene: sbno1
Product: strawberry notch homolog 1 (Drosophila)
Exons: 32
Coding region: 245-4414 (1389 amino acids)
Biological process (GO): regulation of DNA-templated transcription
Cellular component (GO): nucleus
Molecular function (GO): chromatin DNA binding; histone binding
Source: RefSeq, a predicted model, not a curated record
CGAACGCGUGAGGUUCGGUUGCAGUGAGUUGUUACCGAGUCGCGGUUUCGGUGCGCCGGGUGCUGCUGCAGUGGCACAAUUUUGGCGUCCAGCGUUUCUUUGUCGCUGGCUAAGAGUCACGUGACCUGCACGCGCUUGUGGACGGUUGGUAAAGAUGGCGGCCGCUGGUCAGAGAAGAAGCGGAGAGGAGAGGUAACGUCUUCCACAUAACCGCCACAGUCAGCGCGCCUGGAAACCGCGCAAGAUGGAUCCAGGACAAGACUUACUUCUUGCAGCCCUUAGUGAAAGUGGAAUCUGCCCAAAUGACCUAUUCGAGUUUGAUUCUCAGGACACUGCCCAGUCCCCUGCAUUACAACAGUCGGUCUCAAAAAAUGUUCUCGACUUUGGCCUGUGCAGCGAACCAACUAGUGUUAUCGGACUUGAACCCACUGUGCCACCUACACCCACCAUCACAAUCAGAAAGCCCCAGCCCUCGACCACAACAUUUGUCCUAAAUCAACUGAACCAGCUGCCAUCAUUGGGAAGCAUUGUCGUCACGAAGCCCUCAGCAGGAACCUCGUCCAGACAGACCAUCACGGUAACCAAAGUGGUCCAGACUCCAGCGUUAGUCCAGCGGAGCCUGUCCUCUUCAUCCGCCACCAGUGUGUGCACUGUGGUCCCACCAAACAAGGACCAGAUUAAACUUAAGGACUUGCUAAGGACUGGCAACUUGAAGACGAACAGCCUGGGUGAGCUCAUGAAGCUGAAACCUCCGCCUGAUAUUGCUCAGCCUGUUGCCACAGCUACUGGAACGACGGAGGUAAACAACGGCAUAAAGAAAGAGGUGUCGAGUAAAGAUGUCGCCAGAAUCUGGGCCAACGAUGAAAUCAAAGUCCGGAGCUUUUCACCUGUAAACAUACCUGCAAUGAAGGAGGAAGACGAACCAGAAGAGGAGGAAGAGGAGGAGUUGGGGCAUGCUGAGACAUACGCUGAAUACAUGCCCAUGAAAUUGAAAAUAGGAGAGCGGCAUCCUGACCCCGUGGUAGAGACCAGCUCCCUCUCGAGUGUCAACCCUCCUAACGUGUGGUACAGGCUUUCCAUCCCGGAAGAGACUAUCGACAGAGGCUGGCUGUCUGCUCUUCAGCUGGAGGCAAUCACAUACGCAUGUCAGCAACAUGAAACAUUCCUUCCAAAUGGAGACAGAGCAGCGUACCUUAUCGGUGAUGGUGCUGGUGUUGGAAAGGGCAGAACCAUUGCUGGCAUUAUUUUUGAAAAUUAUCUUUUGGGCAGGAAAAGAUCUCUCUGGUUCAGUGUCUCAAAUGACCUAAAAUAUGACGCAGAGCGAGACUUAAGGGAUAUUGGUGCAAAGAACAUUCAGGUCUAUUCAUUAAACAAGUUUAAAUAUGGAAAAAUAUCUUCUAAACACAACGGAAGUGUUAAAAAAGGUGUCAUCUUUGCCACGUACUCGUCCUUGAUCGGAGAAAGCCAAAGUGGUGGAAAAUACAAGACAAGAUUUAAACAGUUACUUCAUUGGUGUGGAGAUGACUUUGAUGGUGUGAUCAUUUUUGAUGAAUGUCACAAAGCCAAAAAUGUUUGCCCAAUUGGGUCAUCAAAACCGACCAAGACUGGACUGGCAGUUCUGGAGCUCCAAAACAAGCUUCCAAAAGCAAGAGUUGUGUAUGCCAGUGCUACAGGAGCCUCUGAGCCUCGAAACAUGGCUUACAUGAAUCGUCUUGGGAUCUGGGGGGAAGGAACUCCUUUUAAGGAGUUUACAAAUUUUAUUCAGGCUGUUGAAAGAAGAGGAGUCGGUGCCAUGGAGAUUGUGGCCAUGGAUAUGAAGUUGAGAGGCAUGUACAUUGCUCGACAGCUGAGUUUCCAGGGUGUGACAUUUAAGAUCGAGGAAGUUCCUCUGACACAUGACUACAUCAAGAUGUAUAACAAGUCAGUCCGUCUGUGGGUGAGUGCCAGGGAGAAAUUCCAGCAAGCAGCUAACCUGAUGGAUGCUGAACAGCGCAUGAAAAAAUCGAUGUGGGGACAGUUUUGGUCAGCACACCAGAGGUUCUUCAAGUACCUGUGUAUCGCCUCCAAGGUGCGACGAGUGGUGCAGCUGGCCCGAGAGGAGGUCAAGAACGGAAAGUGUGUGGUCAUUGGCCUGCAGUCAACAGGUGAAGCACGAACGCUUGAAGCCUUAGAGGAAGGAGGAGGCGAGCUUAACGACUUUGUUUCGACUGCAAAGGGUGUGCUCCAGUCACUGAUAGAGAAGCACUUCCCUGCUCCAGACAGACAGAAGCUCUAUAGCUUGCUGGGUAUUGAUCUGUCUGCAAAGAAAACACCUUCACCAGCAGAAACCAAAGAGGAGCAGAAGGGCAAAAAGCGCAAAGGUGCAGAGGUUAAAAAGCAAGUAAAGAAGGCCCGUAAAUCUGGAGGGCUUUCUGGAAGCAGCUCGGAGAGCAACUCCGAAGAUUCAGACAAAGAUCGUGACAGUGACGACAGCUUCAAUUCAGUCAGCUCAGGAGAUGAAGACGACUUCAAUCCCUUUAAGGAUGAUUCCAGUGAGGAUGAGGAAGAUGAUCCUUGGUUAUUCCGUAAAGACACUAAAAAGGGCAAAGAUAAAAAGAACAAGAAGAAGAAAAAGACCAUAGACCCAGACUCCAUUCAAAGUGCCUUGUUAGCCUCUGGGCUUGGUUCAACCAGGCCUACCUUCACAACAACACCUGUUGUAAAACCAACGUCCAACAACACACUGGUUCCAGCUAAAAGUCAGCCUGAAGAGAGUAGCUGUGUGACCAGUAACGAUGCAGUAGAAGAUGCCCAGCAGAUGAAGAGGGUUCUGCUGGAGCAGUUAGAGAAACUGGCUCAGGAUCUGCCUCCUAACACACUGGAUGAACUCAUUGAUGAGCUAGGCGGUCCUGAAAACGUAGCAGAGAUGACCGGGCGCAAGGGCAGAGUGGUGAGUAACGACGAUGGCAGUAUCUCCUACGAAUCCAGAUCAGAACUGGACGUUCCUGUAGAAAUCCUGAACCUCACCGAAAAGCAGAGAUUCAUGGAUGGAGAGAAGAAUAUUUCCAUAAUCUCUGAGGCAGCCAGCUCUGGUAUAUCACUUCAAGCAGACCGUCGAGUGAAGAACCAGAGGAGAAGGGUACACAUGACUUUAGAGCUGCCCUGGAGUGCAGACAGAGCUAUUCAGCAGUUCGGUAGAACACACAGAUCGAACCAGGUCACUGCCCCCGAGUACGUCUUCCUCAUCUCUGAACUUGCUGGAGAACAAAGAUUUGCCUCCAUUGUCGCCAAACGACUAGAGAGCUUGGGUGCUCUUACUCACGGUGACCGAAGAGCCACAGAAACGAGAGACCUCAGCCGGUUCAACUUUGACAACAAGUAUGGCCGAAAUGCUCUCGAGAUUGUUAUGAAGUCCAUUGUCAAUUUGGAUUCUCCCUUGGUCAACCCACCAUCCGGCUUCCAAGGUGAUUUCUUUAAAGAAAUCCGGAGUGGUUUAAUUGGGGUGGGAUUGAUUAAUGUGGAGGAUAGGUCUGGUGUUCUCUCUCUAGAUAAAGAUUACAACAAUAUUGGAAAAUUCCUGAAUCGAAUUCUUGGUAUGGAGGUCCAGCAGCAGAAUGCCCUCUUCCAGUAUUUCUCAGACACCUUAAAUGCUGUCAUUCAGAAUGCCAAAAGGAAUGGCAGAUACGACAUGGGAAUUUUAGAUUUGGGCUCUGGAGAUGAGAAAGUUAAAAAGAUGAACGUGAAGAAGUUUUUGACACCAGGGUACUCCACAUCAGGACAUGUUGAGCUUUAUACGGUGAGUGUAGAAAGGGGAAUGUCUUGGGAAGAUGCCACGCAUGUGUGGGCAGAUCAGAACGGCCCAGACGACGGCUUCUAUGUGCAGAUACGGAAUAACAAGAAAAUAGCCAUCUUGGUCAAGGAGGUCAACACUAAAAAGAGACUCUUCAUGGUGUACAGACCAAAUACAGGAAAACAGCUCAAACUGGAGACAUACGUAGACAUUCGGAAGAGAUGCAAAAAGGUUCUUUCCGAUGAUGCCAAGCAGUGCUGGACUGAUCAGUAUAGAUCUUCAGCGGAGGUGUGCUCUCAUGCUUAUUGGCGUGGCAACUGUAAGAAAGCUUCAGUAGGGCUGCAGUGUGAGAUAGGGUUGCGGUGCCGGACAUACUACGUCCUGUGUGGCUCUGUUCUCAGCGUGUGGACCAAAGUAGAAGGCGUCUUGGCUUCCGUCAGCGGGAGCAACAUGAAGAUGCAGAUUGUCCGUUUAAGGACUGAGGACGGACAACGAAUAGUAGGCCUAAUCAUUCCAGCGAACUGUGUGGCUCCCCUCACCAACAUCCUGUCCUCGUCAGAUCAGUCGCAGCAGCUGGCUGUGCAACAGCAACAGAUGUGGCAGCAGCUGCACCCACAGAGCAUCAGCCACUCGGUCAACACAUAGCGAGACCUGCUCAGCCCAGAGCAAACACAGGGACCCCAGGACUGCAUCCCGAACCGGCCUCCCCCUCCUUGCUGACACGCUGCGAGGAAUAACGCUCUCGCUUGAAGAGGCACGCUGGACUACUGACUGGACACUGGAAAGCCUACUGGGUUUCAGGCAGAGCUGUGAGGAUGCAUUGGGACAAGGAAAAUGAUAGUUCAGGCUGCUCGUGUAUAUGUUUGUUUGUUUUUUUUCAUAUUUUUUUUUUUUCAAGGCUUUCUAUCGUAAGCCUAUCUGCCUGCGCUCACCACUAAUAACAUAUUGUUUAAAGCUUGGCCAGAAAGCUAUGUGGUGUUUUUUUCCUUUCUUUUCUGGCGCAGGUUGGCGCUCAGGGGUUCAGCUUUACAUCAGUGUUACAUCUCUCCAAACGUGCAUGCUUCGCCUCGUGUUUGAGAAGCCCCGUCCACUCAAAGCACACAGAAGCAUUUUUUUUUUGGGCAUCAGUACUCACUUUGUAGUCGUUUUGAAGCUGGACUACAGAUGCUGAUGGAUGAGGUUGUAGGUGACCUGUUUAGCUUCGAGUUCAUUGCAAAUAUUUUGUCAGUUUAGGAUACGUUGUUCAGUGGUGUCUGGUUCACUGCUUGAUAAAAUCCUAGGUCUGUUUCUGCACUGUAAUGCUGCAUUUAAAUCAUAUGACAUAAGCCUUAAUUGCCAACUUCCGGCACUGGGGAAAUUGUUGCUGACUUGGACACAACCCAGCGGUAAGGCAGAUGACCGCUUUUGUUUAUACACUAAUCAGCCGUAACAUAAAAACCACCUCCUUGUUUCUACACUCACUGUCUAUUUUAUCAGCUCCACUUACCAUAUAGAAGCACUUUGUAGUUCUCUACAUACCUUUUGGUUCCACCUCAUCUAUUGAUGCUGUUUGAGUCAGUCAUCUUCUAGACCUUCAUCAGUGGUCACAGGACGCUGCCCACGGGGCGCUGUUGGCUGGAUAUUUUUGGUUAGUGGACUAUUCUCAGUCCAGCAGUGACAGUGAGGUGUUUUAAAACUACCAGCACAACACACACUAACACACCACCACCAGGCCAGUGUCACUGCAGUGCUGAGAAUGACCCACCACCCAAAUAAUACCUACUCUGUAGUGGUCCUGUGGAGGUCCUGACCAUUGAAGAACAGCAUGAAAGGGGGCUAACAAAGCAUGCAGAGAAACAGAUGGACUACAGUCAGUAGUUGUAGAACUACAAAGUGCUUCUAUAUGGUAAGUGGAGCUGAUAAAAUGGACAGCGAGUGUAGAAACGAGGUGGUUUAAAUGUUAUGGCUAAUCAGUGUAUAUGCUAAUUUCAAACGAAAUCUUCUGAAAUGUUCUGUUGAAGCUUAAGAUAAACGUUCCAAAUAAACAGCUGUAUACCAAGCUCUCAGUUCUCAGAAUAAGGGCUUCUUGGACUGUCAUUAAUCAUCUAAAAUGCCUACGAUGUUAAAUCGAUGUACGGUCAGAUUGCAUGAUUGUUUCUGUAUUGGCGUCACUCGAUUUAAAGAUGAAUCUGGACAUGUGAUGGGUGCUGACACUGCUGGCACUAUAGUUUUUUUUUUUUCCUUUAGAAGUUAUAACCUUAACCAGAGAUAUUUACUGUAGCUUUAAUGUCAAAUUUAUAAAAUACAUAAAUAAAAAAACUUCCAUUUUUACCUAAUAAGUAAAACGGAAAUGCGGUAACUUGUCCAAGUUGGAGUCGUCUACAAAAAUUUGCUCCAUGACAAUUUUUUGCAGCAGUCAAAUUUAGUAAAAAGCUCUGAUGCAAACGUGAUGUAAAAAAAAAAAUAGACUAUCUUUAUCGAGCAGUGCUCUCCUAGGGAAAGUGCUUGUUCAGUAAUGUGCGAUAUAAACAGUAUAGUCCUAUCCCAUACAGACUUUUGGACGUCUGUAGUAUAAAGAACUGUGAUACUGCAUGGUUUAAUAGUUAAUUGGCUUUAUAUUUUGUGUUUUAAGAAAGACGUCUGGUCAUUUUGCUGCUUAGUUUCUGUGUGUAUUUAAAGAAGGAUGAGCUUGCAGAUUGAACAUGGCUCAGUUUUGAACUGGAAUGUCCUUCAGAGAACCACAUCGACAUUGUCCGUCUUUUAAUUACAGCUGUCCGGUCUCUUGUUUUUAAUUUUCACCAUUGCAAAUGUUUAAUGGACUCGAUUCGAUAGACUUGAGGCUUUUUCUUUUUCUUGUUUGCUGUUCAACAGGUGGAAAUGCUAGGUUCAUUUAUUACAAUGUCCGUGUAUAUCUGAAGUUUUGCUUAUGCUAUAGAUGUUCACAGUUUAGAGACGAUGUUAUUUCAUCCUUGCACGGGUUGCACUACUGACUGAUCUAUUGUACAGUACAAAAAUCUACAAAAAUCCUUUAAAUGUAGAACUGAGUGCAAGAUCUCUACCUCUUGCAUAUGACCAAUAAAUCUUGUGGUAAUCUUGAA